Messenger RNA from Cucurbita pepo subsp. pepo (vegetable marrow), 1112 nucleotides. It is a transcript of the gene IRX15-L, whose product is annotated as IRREGULAR XYLEM protein (DUF579). Lineage: Eukaryota; Viridiplantae; Streptophyta; Magnoliopsida; Cucurbitales; Cucurbitaceae. The record is from RefSeq and is a predicted model, not a curated record. Gene Ontology annotation, biological process: xylan biosynthetic process.
CAAACAAUGCUCAUCUGUGUGUUUAAUUCAAAGCAACACUUCCUUAUAAUCCAACCCAAAACUUCUCAACAUCAUCGCUCACUCCUUCUUCCCAUACCAAUCCAUUCAAAAAAAUGAAACCCAAUGCCAACAACACCAGCCUCAUUCUCCUUCACCCUUACAUCCAAAAACAAGGCACCUCCUCCAAGAUUUGGCUUCUCGCCUGCCUCUCCUUCUUCACUCUAGCCUUUCUCCUCCUCCUCCUCCUUGUCUGUACUCGUCCCUCCACUCCCAUCACUGCCGCCUCCGUCGUCUCCUCCUCCACCACCACCACCACCACCACCACCCCUCUACCCACCACUGUCAUCAACACCCUUCUCUACUACGCCUCAAAAUCCAAUGACUCCUUCCACAUGUCCCACUCCGAGCUCAAACCCAUUUCCGACGUCCUUCGAAAAUGCUCCACUCCAUGUAAUUUCCUCAUCUUCGGAUUGACCCAAGAGACCCUUCUCUGGAAAGCCCUCAACCACAAUGGCCGCACCGUUUUCAUCGAUGAGAAUCGCUACUAUGCCGCCUUCUUUGAAGAGAAACACCCCGAAAUCGACGCCUACGAUGUGCAGUACACCACGAAGAGAAGCGAAUUGAAGGAGCUGAUCACGACGGUUAGAGAGCAGACACGGAACGAGUGCCGUCCCGUACAGAAUCUUUUGUUUUCAGAAUGCAGGCUGGGCCUCAACGACCUUCCGAACCACGUGUACGAGGUUGAUUGGGACGUGAUUCUGGUGGAUGGACCACGUGGAGACUGGCCAGACGCGCCAGGACGGAUGUCUGCCAUUUACACAGCGGGGGUUCUGGCGAGAAGCAAAAAAGGAGGGAACCUGAAAACGCAUGUUUUUGUGCACGAUUUUAACGGCGAAGUAGAGAGAGUUUGCAGUGAGGAGUUUCUAUGCAGUCAAAAUUUGGUGGAGGCGAGUGACACGCUUGGACAUUACGUAGUUGAGAGAAUGGAUGAGAACUGUUUCCAGUUUUGUCAUAAUACGACGUCGUUCAGGUCGUAGUGAUGAUGGGUUUCUGUGUUUAUUUACAAUAAUAAGCCUGGCGGCGUUGUGGGCGGACGCAGAAGUUGGUUUUCA